Molecule: messenger RNA, 3853 nt
Organism: Oncorhynchus nerka (sockeye salmon)
Lineage: Eukaryota; Metazoa; Chordata; Actinopteri; Salmoniformes; Salmonidae
Product: heparan sulfate glucosamine 3-O-sulfotransferase 5-like
Exons: 3
Coding region: 534-1574 (346 amino acids)
Molecular function (GO): [heparan sulfate]-glucosamine 3-sulfotransferase activity
Source: RefSeq, a predicted model, not a curated record
CUGCUGCUACUGGUCGAGGUCUGUGGUGGGGGGCGAUCCUAUUGUAUUUGGAACUCAAAAGCUUGAACGCGCAUAUUCCAACAGCACAGUAUUUGUUCAAGGUCCCCUAAAACCAGAGAGAACAGGAGUGGACGUACUUUAAUGCAGAUCUAACAUUUCCGCGGGACAGCUCUGAGAUUCACCAACACCAUUAAUAUCCCACUAAUUUAGCAGAUUUACACCUGUCUUCUUAUCGCCAAGACCCGUGACAGUCUGGAACCAUCGAGAUGAUUGUUUAGAAUACUUUGAGAGCAUAUGAAAACAGCCGACCAGAACAUUUGCUAGACGACUCGCUCCGGGACAACUCUUCCGUGUGUGUUGGUGCUUGAGACGGAGAAGCACCUGCUCUAGCCUGCGGGAAGUUGAUUAUGUGUAGGCGCUUUCUGACCUCUACUGCGUCAGUUUUUGUGCAUUUCGCUGCUGAGAGGAUAGCCGUGUCCCGAGGAGGAUGCCGAACAGGCUGAAGACGCAGUCCUGAAGAUUGAUGGAGGGCCAUGCUAUUCAAACAGCAGGCGUUGCUGAGACAGAAGCUCUUCUUGUUGGGCAGCCUUGCUAUUGGGAGUCUCCUCUAUCUAGUGGCCAGGGUUGGGAGCUUGGAUAGGCUGCAGCCUAUUUGCCCCAUAGAGAGCAGACUGGGCCCUCCUCACCUGCCGGAGCAGUUCCCUCUCCGGACCCUGCAGUAUAAGCGUGGUCUGCUCCACGAGAUCCGCAAGGGCAAUGCCACCAAAGAGCAGAUCCGCCUGCACAACCUGGUGCAGCAACUGCCCCGGGCCAUCAUCAUCGGAGUGCGCAAGGGCGGCACGCGCGCCCUGCUGGAGAUGCUCAACCUGCACCCAGCUGUGGUCAAGGCCUCGCAGGAGAUCCACUUCUUUGACAACGAACAGAACUACGCCCGGGGCAUCGACUGGUACCGGGAGAAGAUGCCCUUCUCCUUCCUCCACCAGAUCACCAUUGAGAAGAGCCCCGCCUACUUCAUCACAGAGGAGGUCCCCGAACGCAUCUUCAAGAUGAACUCCUCCAUCAAGCUGUUGAUUAUUGUGCGUGAGCCCACCACCAGAGCUGUGUCCGACUACACACAGGUGCUGGAGGGCAAGGAGCGUAAGAACAAGACCUACCACAAGUUUGAGAAGCUGGCCAUCGACGGCAACACGUGUGAUGUGAACACAAAGUAUAAGGCGGUACGGACCAGCAUUUACACCAAGCACUUGGAGCGCUGGCUGAAGUUCUUCCCCGUGGAACAUUUUCACAUUGUGGACGGCGACCGUCUGAUCACAGACCCGCUGCCUGAGCUGCAGCUCGUCGAGCGCUUCCUCAACCUCCCCUCCAGGAUCAGCCGGUAUAACCUGUAUUUCAAUGCCACCAGGGGAUUCUACUGCCUGCGAUUUAACAAUGUCUUCAACAAGUGCCUGGCAGGCAGCAAGGGGCGCAUCCACCCUGAGGUGGACCCCUCAGUGGUGGCCAAACUGAGGAAGUUCUUCCACCCCUUCAAUCAGAAGUUUUAUCAGAUUACUGGGAGGACGUUCAACUGGCCCUGAGAAACUAAGGGAAGGUCUAGGCCUAGCCUAUUUGAACUUCUUAACUGAAGUUGUUCUGUUGGCAUUUUCAAGAUGUCAACCACAACAAUAUUAAAGGAUAUUAAAAGCACUUUGAUUGAAUUUAAUACGUCGAGGAGAGUGGGGUAAGUCGAGCCGAAGGAUUAGUUGAGCUACUCCUUGUUUCUAGGAAACCAUAUACAAAAUGUACCAUGUGACCAAAUAUUAAGGAAGAGGUCGUCAUUUCAUGGAGUCUAUGAAGAAAAAAACACAUGGACAAAGUGGUAAGCAAGUUAGGGCAAAUGAAUGUAUUGUGUUAUAGGUUUCAUGCGGCUUGUAUCUAAACCAAGGUGGAUUGUUUUGUAUAUCAGUUGGGGUCUCUAUAAGCUACAAUAUGAGGUCCUAAACCUAGCAUGAAAGUGCAUCCUUGUACCUGUGUGGGCUAAUAUAGUAUAAAUGUUUGCCUUGGGGUAAGUUGAGCCAAUGGCCACCAUACCCCAUACAGAUUAUGAUUACAUUUAGUCAGGUUUAUGCAUAAUAUGCAUAGUAUUUUUGCAAUGUGUCAUGCAUAUGAACUCAAUAUACUGCAUUUGUAUUGUUAUAGAGCAGACCUAAUCAUUCUCUGUGUAUACAAAUGUAAAACAUGCAGGGAUCUAGCCCCCCUUUAGGUUCUUGAGAGAGCAGCCAAGGAAGUGAGAGAAGGGAAAAAGAGAGGCUGUGAUAGAGUAGCAGAGUCACACAAGGUCUUAUCUGAUGACAUGGAGUCUGAGCUAAACAUAUCCAGAAUAUCGCAGACCAGCUUCAUGGGCUUAGUAGCCUCAAAUGCAGUGAACUUGCCUACGAAUUGGCACAUCGAAACAAUAUCACUGUCCCAGACAACUUGUCAAGAAAUGCAAGGUUAAGUCAUAUUUAACAGAUCCAUCUAUAUCUGAAUAUAGGCAUACAUUUGAAAUUUACAGUACAAUAUACCUCACCCCCAUUCCAUGAAUUAAACUUUGACCAACCAGCACCAUUACCCAUUGUCACAGGGCACCUACACCGAUUUACCCCAAGGUGGCUCAACUUUUUCCCUAUGCUCAAUUUACUCUGGGAUAAGUUGUGCAAAGAGACCAAUUUUGUUUUUGACAAACUAUGUUUUUAAAACUGUUAUGUUUACAUGAAUUAUGAUUAUUUCCAGGGAUACACAACAUCCUGAAAUAUAUGUAGAUAUCUUUGUUAAAAAGAAUACUAUAUUGCCGUAGUGAGGCUGAAUGUAAAAAUGGCUCAACAUACCCCACUCUCCCCUGUGAGAAUGACAAUGUGACCAAAAUCUGUAAUGGAAUCAAUGUAUGUUUGUUUCUUAAUAUGUAAGGGGGCAUAAGAGGAUAAAGGGUUUGUGAGUUGUGUGAUUACAAAACAAUUCAGUUUAAUGCACCUGAUCUUUCUUCAUAAUAAUUCACCUGUCUGACACUUGUGCCCGUUAUAAACUCUGCAUUUUGCCAUCAUCUCAGCCAAUAUUGAAUGAAGGGUAUACUACAAUGAGCGAUAAACAUGAGAUUAUGUUAAGUGAACAUGUGGAUUUUAAAAGACGAAUUGUCAGUCAACAACACAUACAUUUAACAUAUUUAAAGGCUAUAUCAUGAAGCUAUAUAUGUGGCAAUGUUUCAUAUGAAAACAACCUUGACAAAUACGUAGGCUUACAUGUUCUUGCAGUUCUGAGUGUGAUAAUCUUGCAUUUAUUACAGUUCUCUCAUUUUGGUUUUGCUUUUCUCCUGCAUGUGUAUUGAACAUACAAUUGACAAAGCAUGGGCUCUCUAACGUAGUUUUGUGUUAUUUCAUUUAUUCCAGUAUCAUUCUUUAAACAUGUGCUACUUUUAUUUGUUUCUAUGUUGUUUUUAGGUAGUUUAAUUUUUCUCAAACUACCAUGACGUACUUGUAUCCGUAAUAUAACCCAUAAAUCUGUAGAAGGGUAGGAGAUUCUCAUGAGGGAAUGGGAACAUAGAUUUCUCAUAAAAUUCUGACUCCGAUGAUGUCCUCAUACAUCAAGCAUUUAAAUGUUGAAUAAGAGAUUUAAGUGGUAACUUUGUUCUCGUUCUUUUUCUCCAGUAUUAAUAACAUGUUUGUCAUUCCCCUUGGUGAAAAGCCACAGUAAAAAAAGUAAUUUGUUAGUUACUGUCAAACCAUCUAAUGCUUAUUCUACUACAAUUAACAUAUUUGUCUUAUGUGCAAAUAGCCAUCCUGUAUCAUAAGUGUGUUGUUCUGUAACAAAAAAUUAUUGAAUUAAAAUGACAUUUAAACACGUG